AUGGACUCAAACAGUCUGGACGGGAGUGGAACUCCAAACUCGAUAGUGUUUUGCGAGCUAAUGGGAUGCCAGGAGAAAUCGGAUCUUGACAGGAUUAAGUCAGCUAUAAUGGCACCGUUUGAAUGUGUUGACAAGGGACCUGUGCGUUUGUUCCUUGGCAUGGAGGUUCACCGUGAUGGCGAAUUGGGCGAAAUAUCAUUGGGUCAUUUACAGUACAUCAAGGAUCUACUGGAGCGAUAUGGCUAUGCUCAGUGCAGACAGCUGCAACACCUUGGCUUCAAGAUUCAUUACAAGCAGUCGGAUGCGGCGUUUACUGGUUUCGUGGACGCAGAUUGGGCAGGCGAUAGGAUUGAUCGCAAGUCUUAUACAGGAUAUGUAUAUUUUUUGGCUGGCGGACCGAUAUCAUGGAAAUCGGAGAAGCAGCGAAGUGUUGCUCUUAGCAGCACCGAAGCAGAGUACAUGGCGUUAUCAACAGCGUGCAAAGAGGCCAUUGUAUUACGUCGAUUAAUCAUCGAGAUUGGUUGCGGAGAGGAAGAUACAUCUACCGUUUUGUAUGGCGAUAACCUCAGCGCGCAGCAAUUGGCUAAGAACCCG
Drosophila willistoni is the source of this 594-nucleotide messenger RNA. RefSeq lists its product as uncharacterized. The annotation marks the transcript as partial. The record is from RefSeq and is a predicted model, not a curated record. The transcript has 3 exons. NCBI's taxonomy places the organism in Eukaryota, Metazoa, Arthropoda, Insecta, Diptera, Drosophilidae.